UUCAGUGCGUAUCGACUGUGGCGUAUAUUUCCCAUCGAUUACUUUGGUCAUGAUGAGUUUACUAAUCGCCAUAUUGCAGAAGGGGAGAUUGUCAUGAAUUAAGCUUUACUAUUGAUUUGCUCCCCUUAGAUCUUAUAAAUCGGAUCACCAUGUCGGCGGGACCUUAUAACUAUUCUUACAUCUUUAAAUAUAUCAUCAUUGGUGAUAUGGGAGUUGGGAAAUCAUGCCUCCUCCACCAGUUUACAGAGAAGAAAUUUAUGGCAGAUUGUCCACACACAAUAGGUGUCGAGUUUGGUACCCGAAUUAUUGAGGUCGCAGGCCAGAAGAUUAAGUUACAGAUUUGGGAUACUGCUGGGCAGGAGCGGUUUAGAGCUGUCACCAGGUCUUACUAUCGAGGUGCCGCUGGAGCCUUGAUGGUGUAUGACAUCACGAGGCGGUCCACCUACAAUCAUCUUAGUUCAUGGCUGACAGAUGCUCGCAACCUCACCAACCCGAACACUGUCAUAUUCCUCAUCGGUAAUAAAGCUGAUUUAGAUGCGCAGAGAGAUGUAACCUAUGAAGAAGCAAAGCAGUUUGCUGAAGAAAAUGGACUAAUGUUUGUGGAAGCGAGUGCAAAAACUGGAGAGAAUGUGGAGGAAGCUUUUUUGGAGACUGCAAAGAAGAUUUACCAAAAUAUACAGGAUGGCAGUUUGGACUUGAAUGCAGCAGAAUCAGGUGUUCAGCAUAAGCCAACACAGCCAGGUAGAACUAACCUGAACAGUGAUUCACAGCCCAAUCGUGAUAACUGUUCCUGCUAAACUUCGCCCUCCAUAAAAAAAUCAUGGUGCGGUUUGCUUGAAGGAGGUGACAGACAGACUAGAAAACUGUGUGUUCUGCCUCUUUGUUUUGUAAGAUGUAAAUGGGAAUUUUGUCUUUUCUACAAGAAGUAAGGAAGGCUUCUACUCUGUUUUCAUAAUAAUGUGAGGCAGUUGGAGGUACUUCAUAUGAAAGAUUCAACAACAUAGAAUACCUAACCCAAAUUUAUGAUUGGCUCAAAAUUGCAGCGUAAAAGUUCACUUUCAAUUUUACUCUAAAGGCAGAUAAAGUCAGUGAGUGUCAAGAGCUCAAGUAAUUCUUAAGACAGCUAGAUUACUUCUUGCACAUUUCUGUAGAGCAAAGUUGCUUGUGCUCUUGAUGGAAAGAACUACAUUGUGAUAAUAAAAUCUGCCAGUGAUUACUCAGAAAAAUAAUUGAUAAUCCUAAACCCUCCCUCAUAAUAGAAUAUGAAUGUUUUGAAGAAUGGAAAUUUUGUGAUUGGAACUUGAAUGGAGCUUUUGUCAUUGGAAUUGCUCCCAAUUUGUGAUUUGAUUAUCUUCAUAGGAAGAUUGACAGGUGUUUUUAUCAGGAUACCAGAUUGUGGAAAAUGUGAUGUAGUAAUAUCUCAUUAAUUUUUAAGUACUGUCCGUGUAUUCCAGUGAUAGAAAUUUAUUGCUAGACAGAUAAUGAUAUAUCAGAAAAAAGACAGGUUUUAUAUACCAAAUAAAGAUACACUUCAGUCA
This is a messenger RNA of Penaeus chinensis, 1538 nucleotides long. RefSeq names its product ras-related protein Rab-14 (gene Rab14). NCBI's taxonomy places the organism in Eukaryota, Metazoa, Arthropoda, Malacostraca, Decapoda, Penaeidae. Gene Ontology annotation, molecular function: GTP binding; GTPase activity. The transcript is spliced from 7 exons. The record is from RefSeq and is a predicted model, not a curated record. Gene Ontology annotation, biological process: phagosome maturation; Golgi to endosome transport; defense response to bacterium. Gene Ontology annotation, cellular component: recycling endosome; trans-Golgi network; Golgi apparatus. Bases 150 to 797 code for a protein of 215 amino acids.